Molecule: messenger RNA, 1191 nt
Organism: Cantharellus anzutake
Lineage: Eukaryota; Fungi; Basidiomycota; Agaricomycetes; Cantharellales; Hydnaceae
Product: TAFII55 protein conserved region-domain-containing protein
Exons: 6
Coding region: 1-1191 (396 amino acids)
Biological process (GO): RNA polymerase II preinitiation complex assembly; transcription initiation at RNA polymerase II promoter
Cellular component (GO): transcription factor TFIID complex
Molecular function (GO): RNA polymerase II general transcription initiation factor activity
Source: RefSeq, a predicted model, not a curated record
AUGAAGAAGGGUGACCUCGGGGUCAGAGGGGCCCCAAGGCUUAAACUAAGGCUCGGUGAACGAUCCUCUAGCCAUAACACUUCUUUCCUCGGACCCUGGGAUAGAGAACUUGAUAGUGAUGAAGAGGAUUUAGCAUUUGAGGAGCAGUUCAUACUUAGGAUGCCAGAGAAUGAGGACGCAGACCAGUUAAGGCAAAUGGUUGCCGCUCGGGAUGUCAAGGAGGAUGUAUGGUUUAAGUUUACAGAUUCGCGACGGGGCGUGUUUCACAUGGGCGAUAACUCUUACACCGCCAAAUUAGUUGACUUGCCCUCGAUCAUUGAAGCUCAGAAAACACUUGAUAAUCGACAGAUGUUCAAGAUAGCUGACAUCUGCCAAAUGUUAGUUGUAGAAAAGCCUGCGGCAGCUAUGACUUCAGCAGACCGUCCCAUUGAGCAGCUCGGCUCUCAGAAUUUUGACGUAAAAGACUUCAUUUGGCCUCACGGGCUGACUCCCCCGUUGCGUCAUGUAAGGAGGAGGAGGUUUCGUAAACGCAUAAACAGAGCGACAAUUGAAAUUGUCGAGCAUGAGGUGGAGAGGCUGCUUGCUGAGGACGAUGCUGCGGAAGAGACAAACUAUGAACUGUUGGAGCAUGUUAAUCCUGAUCUGUCUGACUCCGAGUUCGAUAACGAGCAUCUUUUUGAUCAAACAGCUUCAGGAAUCGACCAAGAAGGGCUUGACGUUGAUACUGAACAAGACACCGUGCCUCCAGGCGAAGAUGACGACACAGAUGAAGUCGGGGAAGAUGAGGAUGAGGAUGAGGAUGAUGGAUUCGAUGCUGCGUUUGCGGCAGAAAUCGACCAGAUGGAUGCCGAUCGAAACGAUGGUGAUGGCGAGGAGCAUAAUCUUGAUCGGGGAAGUGAUUCGGGAGAAGACGAGGAUGAGGACGAGGAUGAGGACGAGGACGAGGAUACUAUUCAGGCACGGAAGCUUCUCAAUGAAGAGAUUAAAGAUUUGGAGGUGGCGAUAGAAAAGAAAGUUCACGAUAUUGCAAGUGUUCAGAAUGUUCUCAUCAAGCGACGGUUUGAGGACGCACUCAAGAAGUUAAGAGAAGAUCUGGACAGCAGGAUCGCUCAACGAGUGAAGAUAAGUGAACGAAGCCGAGUAGUUGGUGAGAUAUGCGUAAGAUCGGAGGGAAUCCCCAUCCGGAGCUGA